AUGACAAGCCCUAUUGUUAAACUAUUUCAGAUCUUGGAGCCCGCGAUCGACGUCCCAACCAAAAUCCUCCAAAGAUUUGACCCUCCUACCCCAACAUCACCGAUAUUGACAUUCCAGGAAAAUGGGGUCCUAGAAAUCAUCAUGACCAAGAAGUUCUUUUACGGACUUUUCAAGGAAUGUCACGACCAGUUCAACCAAUACUUGCAUCAAGAACAAGAACGUCAUGAUCUAGGGCUAUUGACCACUGAUAAGCUACAAGAAUUAUACUACGUCACCCUGGGUUUAUUAUUGACCACUCCUUCUAGUACCACUGCGGUUUCACUUCAUUGGGACGUGGUGUUGCAAACUUACAAAAACCAUCAUCAAGGAGCACUGCUUGGGGAAUUUUGGGAAUUUCUAACGUUAGAGAUAUCGUUUGUCGAAACCCUUCUUACCGCAAAACUUUCAAGAGUAAAUAAAUCUUCGGUGGUGUGGCUUUUAUAUAAGAAGCUCUUGGCAUUACACUGUAUCACUCUUACAAAUUAUGAUAACUCCAUAGAUAAUCAUGGUUUCAAUUUCACCAACGCAAUGAUGAAAAAGAUCCUAUCUGUGGUUAUCCGAUCAGGAGAAACACAUCCCCGGAACUACUAUGCCUGGAAUUUUUUACGUUCGGUCAUCCAUCUUGUUCAUCUGCAUCGAGAUAAUAUCUCAAUGAUGGAUAUUUAUAACAAACUCUAUGGUUUUUGUCGGGCGAAUCCUAGUGAUAAUUCAUGCUGGUGGGUUCUACUAGAGUUACUUUUACCAGAUCAAAGCUCUGGGGAAUUCAGCAUUAAAGAAUGGGGAUUCAUUAUCGAAGACAUAUCAAAAACUACUAGUACUGUCAAAAAUGUUGGAUCCUUCAGAUUUCAAGUGAAUAAUGAACUUGUUUCUAAACACCUCGCCACUCAGUUUGUAUCUCUUGGGUCGCAGAUCCAUAUUACCCCUUGGAAUCAUUUGAAAGAUGUGAUGUUACGUUGUCAGCAACUAGGGAUCCUUCAGCAGGAAACUAGUACCAUUUGGCAAGCUCUUGAACAAGGGUCUAGUGAUGAAAUUACCUUCUCGAAAGGAAAAUACCAGUACCAAAUUGCAUCAUCUUUAAUCCCAGAUGAACAUGGAGUCGAUACUCGAUCCAAAGAUAGUUCAUCAUCAGAAGGUAUAAUACCAUUUGAUGAAUUGGAAAAGAUUUCAAUUAUUAAAAAUAAAGCAAGAAUUAUGGGGUUGAGAACCCAAUUUUUCCAAGAACUUUGA
Saccharomycopsis crataegensis is the source of this 1266-nucleotide messenger RNA. It is a transcript of the gene ECM9, whose product is annotated as Ecm9p. Gene Ontology annotation, molecular function: protein prenyltransferase activity. The transcript has a single exon. Gene Ontology annotation, cellular component: cytoplasm. The record is from RefSeq and is a predicted model, not a curated record. The coding region runs from base 1 to 1266 and encodes 421 amino acids. Gene Ontology annotation, biological process: protein prenylation. NCBI's taxonomy places the organism in Eukaryota, Fungi, Ascomycota, Saccharomycetes, Ascoideales, Saccharomycopsidaceae.